Dibothriocephalus latus is the source of this 381-nucleotide messenger RNA. NCBI's taxonomy places the organism in Eukaryota, Metazoa, Platyhelminthes, Cestoda, Diphyllobothriidea, Diphyllobothriidae. The record is from the annotation of a GenBank genome assembly.
AUACCAGUGGUUACACUGGCGCCUAAGGCCGUGUUUUGUCCCCAGCUGUGUGAUCCAUCUGUGAUAGAAGUCCGCUUUAAGGACCGCCAACUUCCUACCGUCUGGCGCGACACCUACGCCCUCCAGCCCUCCCUCAGGUGGUAUCUGGUUGGGUCGGGCGGCAACCUGAGCGAACUCUCCUCUGAUCCUGACCUUCGCCCGUUUUUCCACAUCGAUCCUGCCAAUGGGUCCUUGUUGGAUCAGGAGCCCCGCCGGAUUGGCCUCAAUCCCGGCGAUGAGGAGGAGGAGGAGGAGCAGCGUGGUUGGGAGGGACUGCUCCGUCAUGAAAAACAGAGAUUGAGAGGAGGGAAGAUAGAUCCACCGUAUGGAGGUUUGCUGUAG